AUGUUUUGGUGCACAUAUUUCCCGACGACGCUUGAUGGCAAUGGCGGCACAUGGUUCAAAACGCUACAACUGGGUAGCAUUUCAAACUUCGCUCAGCUCAAAUACCUCUUCCUCACCAACUUCAUGCAGCUACGUAAAUACAAAGGCGAAUCUCAUUCAAUUACAGGCUGCAAACAAAGGGAGGGGGAGACUGUUCGAGAAUACUUUACAAGGUUCAUAAACGCUACGCUGGAUGUACCGGGGCAUGACGAAGGGCUCAUCGCUGGUGCUUUCACAUGGGGACUCCUGCCUGGGCCCCUCUCGCAAAAACUCAUGGGAAAGAAGCCUCUAACACGAGCUGAGUUAAAAGAAAGAGUGGAGUGGUACCUAUGGCAGGAAGAGGGUGAGGUAGCCAAGCAGGCCUACUUGAAGGCUAUGGCAACUUGA
This is a messenger RNA of Lactuca sativa (garden lettuce), 426 nucleotides long. RefSeq lists its product as uncharacterized. The record is from RefSeq and is a predicted model, not a curated record. NCBI's taxonomy places the organism in Eukaryota, Viridiplantae, Streptophyta, Magnoliopsida, Asterales, Asteraceae.